UUCAUACUACCCUCAACCAAGAUGGCGGUAUAGCAACUAUGUCAACAACGUCUUGACAGACCUGCCACAGCGAGAAAAAUAACGCAAACUACUUUUUAAUUUCACACUAACAGGUUCUUUCCGUGUGACUUGGUACAGUCAUGGGGAGUGCAAAGCAACAAACUGCCAUGUCCAGAAUAAUGAAUCUCCUGCAAGAAUGGGACAAGGGAUCCAAAUCUGUCCGAAAGAAAAUACUUCAAGAUUUUAUCCGGCAGAAUCAAAGUAAAACUGGACCGGAAUUAGAACAAGAAUUUGCACAAGCAGCUAGUCUGUUUCUUACAAGACUUACAGCAUGGCUACGUCUAACAUACAUGAUUGGGACAUGUCUUCAUGAACAGCUGUGUGCAGUGUCAAUAUUCCUGUCUGCAUCUAGUGGGCACAAGUUCAUGGCAGAGUUUCUGGAAGUUGGAGGUGUUCUGACCCUGCUCGAGGUCAUUGGACUGAAACAAGCUCAGGAGGCAGACAAAGCGCAGGCUAUCAAGUGUAUACAACACAUUGCAAAUGCUGGACGCAAAUACAAGGAGCUUGUGUGCGAGAGCUAUGGCAUCCGGGCUGUGGCUGAGUGCCUGGCCAAGUCUAAGAGUGAGGAGACCCAGGAUGCCUGCCGGAACUUGCUGCUGAUGCUGGGUCAGGGCAACCCCAAGUUUGAGAUGCAGGUGUACAAGGGGCUGAUUGCUCUGCUGCCGUGUAGCUCCCCUAAAGCCCAGCAGAUGGCAGCACACUCACUCCGAGUUGUACAGGCGACUGUGAGGCAGGCAAAUGUCAGCGUGGUGGAGCCGUUACUGAACCUGCUGAAGACUCUCCACCUGGAGGUGCAGUUUGAAGCUAUCGAGCUGAUCAAGGAGCUGAUGGACUACGAUGUGUCUACCAGUCUACUGAAGGGUCUGGUGGCGCUCCUCCGACCAGCCAAGGAGGACAGCCUGCCCAGGCCAGAGAUCCUCGAAGAUCCUGAUGUUCCGAAGAUAAGUGCCCCUCUACCUGUGUAUGUGCAGCAAGCAGCGGCAGCUAAAACUAUUGGCAUCCUAGCAAGAGACAGAAAUGAACUUGCAGAAAAACUAAUUCAGACCCGUGUGGUGCACAACCUGAUGUUUGCUAUGGGCAACCAGGACUACGCUGACAGCCAGAGACAAGCAAGCAUCACGCUCGAGUAUUUCUGUAGGACGUUCCCUAUCGUUGACGACCAUGUUCGAGACGCCAUGGGAGAAGCCUUGUAUGAUUUGUUUAUGGCAAACCCUGAGACCCUGUAUGUCAACAUGAACCACAUCCAGGCGGAUGUCCUCAUCUCCAACAAAGUCAACAUUCCUAAAUAUGAAGUGGUGGAGACAGUGGACUGAGGGGACAAGUAUCGUUCAGCAUCAUCUUCAGCAUCUUCAUCUUCUGGCUGCGCAGCUUAGCAUGGAGACAUUGAUUGUGAUACACUGUACACGCAAGCUUUACCAUGUUGAGAGGCUGAUACUGAAUGCCAUAAAGAUGUUUGUAUUGUGAAAAAUGUAUAUAGACUUUACAAUGAAAUAUAACCAAUGCCA
Messenger RNA from Haliotis rufescens (red abalone), 1565 nucleotides. Its product is annotated as armadillo-like helical domain containing protein 1. The transcript is spliced from 13 exons. Bases 141 to 1373 code for a protein of 410 amino acids. NCBI's taxonomy places the organism in Eukaryota, Metazoa, Mollusca, Gastropoda, Lepetellida, Haliotidae. The record is from RefSeq and is a predicted model, not a curated record.